GGAAGUGGUUGGCCAGAGAGGGGAGGGCGCGAAGGUCAGAGGUCAAUACCCUUCUUUUCGGCGCAGAGAUACUGAAACUGGAGGGAGAUUCAAAAUGGGGUGGGCAAGAGUGAAAGAAAGAUGACACAGGGGGCGGAGCAUGGCCGGGAUUGGCUGGCUCUGCAGAAGGAGCUGCAGAAUUCAUUGGAUGCUCAGAAGAGGCAGGCUGUGUUGGUGGAGAAACUUCAGGCCAAGGUGAUACAGUACAGGAAUCGUUACCAAGAGCUGCAGCAGAGUCAGGAAUGGAGCCUGGACCACGGUGAGACAGAGUUGGAGAGGGCUUUGCAGAAGCUGGAGGAGGAACAGCAGAGGUGUGAGAACCUGGCUGCUGUGAAUGCUCUGCUCAGGGAGGACCUUGGCCACACACAGGAAGCCAAUAAGGUGCUCUGCAAUGAUAUGCACAAACUGACUGCUGACUGGACCAGCGCUCUGCAGGAACUGAAACACAAGGAGAAUGACUGGGAACAAGAGAGAGAGCAUUAUAACAGCCUUAUGAAAGGAGAGCACUCUCGCCUUCUGCGCAUUUGGACUGAAGUUGUGACUUUUCGGCGCCAUUUUCGUGAACUCAAAUCUGCAACUGAAAGAGACUUAUCAUCGGUACGUGCUGAUUGGUCAAGAUGCCUGUGUCUCAUACAGUCUUGCUGCUCCUCCCUAAAGUCGUACAAGAUCCAUGGACUGCCGGUUUUACCAUCACCCGAACCACCGGCAUACCUUCUUUUGACUUGGGACCAUGGAGUUGGGUCAGGUGACCAAGACGAGGCCCCAGCAGAGCAGGGGAUGGAGUCGAAUGUUACAAACGCCACACAUGAUAUGGAAUUAAUGAAGUCCUUAAAUGAAUCCUUCAAACAGGAAAUUCUGUCCAGCCGUCUGCUGCUUGAGACCUCAGGACAGACAUUAGAGUCAAUGAGGUCUCAGUUAGAGAUAUCAGAAAAUAACGUCAUUCUGAUACAAUCACAUGUUGAGGCAUUGGAAGCGGAAGUCAUAUCAGUAAGAUCGCAGUUAGAGACAGCUCAAAGAGAAAUAACUUUGCUCAGGUCACAAAAAGAGACAUCACAAAAUGAAGUCUUUAGCAUUAGGUCAAAACAUGAGACAGCAAAAGAGGAAAGUAGGUCAGUGCAUGCACAAUUAGAGACAACAAGAGAGGAAUUAAGGUCAAUGAGGUCUCAAGUGGAGACAGCUGAUGAGGUGGAACGAUCCCUAAGAUCACAAGUAGCCACAUUGGAGCAGGAUAUAAGAAGCACAAGGUUGCAGUUGGAGACAUCUAAAGAGGACACACAGUCAAUGACGUCCCGGCUAGAGGCCCAAAAAGAAGAGGCGGCCAUUCUGAGAUCGCAGUUGGAAGCGGAAGAGGAAACAUCACAACUAAAACUGAAAGCUUCGGAACAGGAAAUCAAAGCUCUGAGGCAGCAAAUUCAAAUGUCGGAGGCGGAGUUAAGUUUUGUGAGGUCAGAGCUGGCAGGAUCCACGCUCGAAGCAGAGUCGUUAAAAUCGCGCCUGGAGACCUACGAGAUGGAGGCAAAGUCACGGCUGGAGGAUAAGAAGCAAGAGUUACGAAUCAGUCAGAGAAUGCAGCAGUCUUUGGAAGUUCUUGAGUGUGAGCGUUCCGCUGCGCACCAGGAGCUGAUACAGUGCCGGGAGGAUCUGCUGCGCUCACAGCUAGAAGGAGAAUUGUGUCGGGAAGAGUGUAAGGGCCUUCGCAGUGCUCUCAGUGAGGUAGAAAGAAAGAAUGUUGAGCUAGCCAUGGCUCAGAGCAAGCACAAAGCAGAAGUAGAUCAUCUUCAAGAUGCGGUCAGCAAGAUGGGAGACUUGAACCGGGCUCUGUCACUGGAUAAAGUGCAAUUAAACAACCUCAUUCUUCAGAUGGAGAGAGAGGUGGCAUCUCUUAGAGAGCGACUGCAGGAGUCGGAGAAAGAGCUUGCACUGGCACGAGAGCAGCUUCAUUCAGAGCUAAGUGCAGAGAUUGCCAAGAGACAACAUCAAGCGCAAGAAAGUGAAGGGGCAAAGGAGAGUCUAGAAGCUGAGCUUGCAGAUGUCAUGGGGGAAAGAGAGAGACUACAGGCUGAGCUCACACAGGUCAUAAGCCAGUUGGAAGAAGAGAAAUGCAGGUGGUGCCAGGAUACGGAGACCUUGCAGCGGGAGCAAUCUACUGUUACUGUACAGCUGGAAGUAAUGGAAAGAGAGUGCCGGGACCUGAGGGAGAAGCUGAAAAACACAGAAUCCAUGAAGCAGUCUCUUGAGAGUUCAUUGUUUGCCUCCCAGGACAGAGCCUCCCAGCUUGACAUCUCCUGCAGCCAGCUGAAGAUGGAGUUUCUGGCAGUGGUGCAGUCUAAAGAGACAAUCCAAGAUGAGGUGUCCAUAUUGUAUACUGAGAGAGAGACAUCAGAGCGGAACCUGCUGGCGCUGUCCCAGAGACUGUCUGACACGGAGCAGGAGUUGCAGGAAGAGAGAGCACAGAGACUGGCCCUUGAAAAUGCUAAGAAUGAAUUAGAAAUCGUGGCAGAUAAUCUGAAUGUGGAAAGAUCCCAAAGACAAGCGGCGGAGAGGCAAGCAGAGAGAGAAAGGGACGUUCAGAGAACUCUGCAAGGGUCGCUGGGAAAAGAGCAAGAAAUGGCUGGGAAUCUUCGUCAGCAACUUGAAGCAGCAACUGCCUCUCUCAAACUGCUUGAGACAGAGGUCUCAGAUCUCACACACAGUCUGCAAGACAGCCAAACCGAGAAAGAGACUGCUCUGUACAACCUAGAGCACCAGACUCUAAUGAAACAAGAGCUGAGUCGUGAAAUUGAGAUCUUAAAACAGGCCAACAGGAGCUGCCAGGAAGAGAAAGAAAGCGCCCUGGCAAUCACACAGCGCAAUGCUCGCACUAUAGAGGAGAAGGACAAGCAAAUUGUAGAGCUGAGAGAGACUGUCCAAGUGUGCAGUGAGGCGAAGGAGACAGCUUUAACUUCUCUAGCACAACUAAACCUGACUGUACAGGAGCGAGAGCGUGAAAUUAGGUCUUUGAAAGAAAAUAUUCAGAGGGCCCAGCAGGAAAAUGAAGCUGCUGGUAAUGCAUUAGAGCAUUAUAGAAAGGUCACCAGUGAAACUGAUUCCCAAGUGGCCACUCUAACAGAGCAGAUCAGAGAGUGCGAGAAAGAUAGGGAGACUGCUAUGAAAGCAGAGGAGAGCAGUCGCAUUACUUUGAGCGAGAAGGGCAGAGAAAUCAGUAAAAUGAAAGAGGCCGAAAAAGAGCAUCAGUUUAAAAUGGAGAAUGCCUUGAAGGAGAUAGAGUCUCAAACCAUCAUCUUACGAGAAAAAGACACUUUUCUUGAGACAUUAAAACAGAGGUUGAAGGAGUGUGAGGAGGAAAAAACAAGUGCUCUUAACUCUGUGCAUAACCAGAUUCUAGCUCUAGAGGGAAGAGACCAAGAGAUCAGGCAUUUAAAAGAGGCAGCUCGGGAGAGGGAGAUAGCCCUUUGCACUUUAGAUAUCCAAAGCCAGACCAUCGAAGACAGGAAUAAGGAAGUGGCGACACUGAAAGAGGCUCUGCAAAAGUGCCAGGAGGAAAAAGAGGCUGCUCUUGGUUUUCUUGGGUCCCAAAAUAUACAUUUGGCAGAGAGAGACAGUGAGAUUCAAUUACAGAAAGAGACAAUUCGGAGUCUGCAGAAAGAAAAAGAAGAAGCACUCCUAAUUCGGGAGAAAAAGAGCAAUGCUCUAGAGGAGAAAGAAGACCAACUGACAUCCUUGCAGGAGAUCAUGAAUGAAUUGCAGAGACAAAAAGAGAGUACGUUACUUCAGCAUAUGUUAAUUGUUGAGGAGAGAGAGAGAGACAUCAAAAUACUGCAAGAAAGCGUACAGAGGGAGAAGGAUAUGGUGAAACACAUAAGUGAUCAGUGGGAAUCCCAAAGAGAAUCAUCUGAGAGACAAAAAGAGAGUACGUUAAUUCAGCAUAGGUUAAUUGUAGAGGAGAGAGAGAGAGAUAUCAAGAUACUGCAAGAGAGCGUACAGAGGGAGAGGGAUAUGGUGAAACACAUAAGUGAUCAGUGGGAAUCCCAAAGAGAAUCAGCUGAGAGACAAAAAGAGAGUACGUUAAUUCAGCAUAGGUUAAUUGUAGAGGAGAGAGAGAGAGACAUCAAGAUACUGCAAGAGAGCGUACAGAGGGAGAAGGAUUUGGUGAAACACAUCAGUGAUCAGUGGGAAUCCCAAAGAGAAUCAGCUGAGAGACAAAAAGAGACAGAACUGAAGGGUCUUCUAGAUAAAAUUUCAGAGCUUUCCCAGGCUUUAAGUAAGAAAGAACGAGAAGCAGAACUCCUGGAGAGACAGACUAAAAGGGACAGUGACCUUCUUCAAGAGCAAUUAGAUUCCCUUACCCAGCAUUUAGAAGAGAAAGAGAUAGCACAUAAAAAGAAUAGUGAACUUCAGAGGGAGAAUAUGGCUCUAGAGCAAAAAGUAUCGGAACUCACCCAAGCUGAGGAGCACAGAGAAAAAGACAUCAAGUUCCUACAAGAAAGACUAAAGGAACUUUCUCAGACAUUGACAGAGAAUGAAAUUGGAACCGAACGCAUAAAACAACAUGCUGAGAAAGACACUAGUGCACUGAAGGUUAGGGUAUCGGAGCUCUCGGCGGCUCUCACAAUGAGAGAUACAAUAGAGUUGGAAACUUUAGAGCAGAUAAAAUCUUUAAAAAGAGAAAUAGAAUCUUGUGAAAUGGCCUUGAGUGAUAAAGAAAAACGUGCAGAGGAUGAGAGAAGACAGAGUGAGAAAGAGAUCAGCUCUCUCAGACAGAGGGUGACGGAGCUUUCUGAAGCCAUAAUGAGCAAAGAAAUACAACAGGAGGAGAGAGAAAUAGAGGUACGAGCACUGAAAGGGAGACUAGAAGAGCUUGAACAUGCCCUGGAAGAGAGUGCAGAGAAAUCAAGGGUUGAGAGGCAAAUGUUCCAUAAUCUCAUAACAGACCAUUCCUGGGCUUUACUUGGAGAAGUACCUGAGGGCAGUAGAGAAGGGGAUACUCUGAUACAGAGAGCUGAGUUGUUUGGAAAAGCCCUCAAAGAGAAAGAGAGGCGGCAUAUGGACGAUCACAGAGAGAAAGAAAUGCUCCGGCAAAGAGUAAAUGAACUCUCACAGGAUAUCAUUAAUAAAGAGAGAGAUGCAGAAGAGGAGCUGAAGGCUCUGAGAAGGAAGACUGUGGAACUCAGGCAAACUCUUAUAGAAAAGGAGGAAGAUAAAGCAGAGGAGCAAAGGCGAAGUGAGAACGAGAAGGAGGCCCUGCGACACAAAGCGACAGGCCUUUUACAGGCUCUGGAAGAGGAAAGGAUGGCAGCAGAAGUAAGACAAGGAGAGCUGGAUCACCUGAGAGUUGAUUUGAACAAGCUGAGACAGGCUCUGGCAGAAAAAGACAGCGAGUUAAGAGAGGAAGGGAAACAGCAUGAGAAACAGAUUUGUGCUCUUCAGCAAAAAAUAUUGGAACUCUCUGAAACACUAAUGACCAAAAACAUCCACAAAGAGGAGAUGGAAGGGCAAGUGAAAGCUCUGAAAGGAAGAUUGGAAAUAACUAGCCAGGCCCUUUUAGAGAAGGAGAUUGAGACAGAGAAACAGGAGAAAGAGAGACAAACGCUAGAUAAGCUGAUUUCAGAACUUUCCCAGGCUGUGAUUGAGGAGGUUCCUGAGGAUUCUGAAGGCAAAGAUCUAACUGAGAGACUUGGGAAAGCUGUCAGAGAGAAUACAAAGCAGUUGGAAGUAGAUAGGUCAGAAAUAGGAACUCUGAGACGACAAGUAAAAGACCUUUCUCUGGCCCUAUUACAGAAGGACAGAGAGGGAGAAACACUACAAGAGGAAAUGGCAGCUGUGAGAAGGAAGAGAGAAGAACUCGGACAAGCCCUAAGGGAUAAAGAGCAAGAGAAAUGUGAAGCAGAUACACAGAAAGAGAAAGAAAAUGAGUCUCUAAGUAAGAAAGUAAAAGAUCUGUCGCAGGCGUUAUUGGAGAAGGAAAGAGAGGCAGACAUUUUGCAAGACGAAGUGACAGCCCUGAGAAGGAAGGGAGAAGAACUCAAACAAACCCUGAGAGAUAAAGAGCAAGACAAAAUAGAAAAGGAAGUACAGAAUGAGAAAGAAAGGGAGGCUCUGAGUCUGAAAGUAGAACACCUCUCACAGGCUUUAUUAGAGAAGGAAAGAGAGGCAGACACAUUGCAAGAAGAAGUUGCAGCCCUGAGAAGGAAGGGAGAAGAACUCAAACAAACCCUGAAAAAUAAAGAGCAAGAACAUAUAGAAAAGGAAGUACAGAAUGAGAAGGAAAAGGAGGCUCUGAGUCAGAAAGUAGAACACCUCUCACAGGCUUUAUUAGAGAAGGAAAGUGAAGUUGAAUUAACAAAAGGAAAGAGGGAAGAUCUUACUAUUCAGAUACGAGAUCUCAGACAAUUUCAGUUAGAAAACGAAAAAGAAAUAAAAGAAGAGGAGAGACAGAGUAGGAAAGAGAUAAAAGCUUUAAGGUUAAAAGUUACAGAACUCUCUGAAACUCUAAUAAACAAAACUCUCCAGGAAGAAGAGAAGCAAUUGGAAGUCAAAUCUCUGAAAGGAAGGUUGGAAAUGUUUGAAAAUGCCCUUUUGGAGAAAGAAAAGGAGAGGAUGGAGAAAGAAGUUCUAAAGAACCAGAUUUCUGAGCUUUUCCUGUCCCUGGAUGAGAGAAUAAUUGAGGGUGAAGACAAAGACUUGACAGACAAACUUGAUUUACUUGGGAAGACUUUGAAACUGAAGGUAAAAGAGUGUGAAGAAGAGAAGAAGGAAAGGAAAAAACUAAACCAGAAAGUGUCGGAACUUUCACAGGCUUUGUUAGAGAAGCAGAGAAACUCUGAAAUGAUAGAACAGGAGAUGAACACUUUGAGAGAAAAGAUAGGAGAAUCUGGAAAGGCCCUCAUAGAAAAGGAGCAAGAGAAAGCAGAGGCAAGACAAAGUGUGAAAGAAAAGGAAACUCUGAGACAGAAAGUGGCCGAGCUUUCACAGGCAUUGUUAGAGAAGCAGAGAAACUCUGAAAUGAUAGAACAGGAGAUGAACUCUUUGAGAGAGAAGAUAGGAGAAACUGGAAAGGCCCUCAUAGAAAAGGAGCAAGAGAAAGCAGCGGAGGGCAGACAAAGUGUGAAAGAAAGUGAGACUCUGAGACAGAAAGUGGCCGAGCUUUCACAGGCUUUGCUGCAGAAGGAGAGGGAUGUUGGACAAGAGCUGGUGAGCCUAAGGGAGAAGAUAGGAGAACUUGCACAAAAUCUUGUUAAAAAGGAAAAAGAGAUAAAAGAAGGAGAGCAAGAGAAAGAAGAAGUGAAAUUAAAGCUAACAUCACUUUGUCAGUCUCUGAAAGAGAAGGAAACAGAAGUGGAGUUGACAGGAACAGAGCUGAAAGCUACAAGAGAGAAGGUAGGAGAACUCAGACUGGUCCUGAUUAAUAAGGAAAGGGAGUUAAACGAGGAACAAAGACAAAGUGAACGCGAGAAAGAAGAACUGAAGCAGAGGGUGGAAUCACUUUCCCAGGCUCUGGUGGAAAAGGAUAGAGAUGCAGAGUUAGCUGGUUUUGAUAUGAAAGGUCUGAAAGAGAAGAUAGAACAACUUUGGCAAGCUCUAAUAGAAAAGGAGGAGGAGGUGAAAGAAGGAGCAAAACAAAGUAAAAUUGAAGUGGAAGCUCUGAGAAACCAGUUAGUGCAACUUGAACUUGCCCAGGCACAGGAAAUGCAGGAGAAAGGGGAUUUACAGGAUGAGAAAGACAGGCACGCGGUAGGUAGAACGCUGACGGAACUUCCCAAGACUCCAGAUGAAAAACAGAGAAGAAAGACAGAAAGUGCUGUCCUUGAGGGUAAUAUAGCACAACUUGCACACACUCUGACUCAGAAAGAGCAGCAGAUAAGUGAUAGUGAGAAAGAAAGAAUGGCUUUGGGAGAGAGGAUCAUAGAAAUAUCCCGAGAUUUGAAAAGGAGAGAAGUAAAACAAAUCAAAGAAGAAGAAGAAAGUGUUUCACUGCUGAGGAAACUACUAGAACUGUUUAGGGUUCUACAAGGGGACAAAGAAACAAAGCAGAAUGAAUUAUUAAGGAGUGAGAUAACAGAACUUUCCCUGGUUCUGGAAAAAAAGAGUAGUGGAACUUUUGAAAGACAGGCAGAAAAUAGAGUUCUCGGGGAAGAUUUAGAGAAACUUGGUCAGUCAUUGAUAUCUCAUGAAAGAGACUCAAACAAAGAGAGUGGAUCUUUAGGAACAACUAAGUUGGACAUUGAGAUAAGAGACAAGAGAAACCACCAAGAAGUGGAUAAAGGGAAGCCAAGAAAGGAGCAGGAACGAGGGAGACACAGGUCAAUAAACAGGGUUGGUGCAGAAAUGGAGGAAAGCGGUACCUAUCGUAGAGAAUGGGAGAGCCUGGGAGAUUUGCAGCAGAAGAUCGAGACCCUUCAGAAAGAAAACAAGGAGGGAAAGCAGAGGGAGGAACGGCUGAAACACAGGCUCAGGAGAACAGAAAUGGCACUGAGACACACAGAGUCAGAGGAGAUUGCCUGGAGGGAAAAAGCACGGGAACUGGAAUCCAAAUACAGGGCCAAACAGCUCCAUACCCCGGCCGCUGCUCGGGGCAGUUUACAGGAAAGACUGGAAGUUCUACAAGGGGCAGUUGCAAGACUGGAGAAUGAGAAAACCGCGCUGGAAAUCCAAACCCUGCAGCUGAGCCAGACCCUGCAAAGAGUGGAGAGCGAGAGGAGAAAUCUCCGCAGGGAAGUGCGCAGUCUGACCAUGAUGUCCCCUCAGAGCUCGGUGGUCAUCCAGCCACUGCAGGAUCUAGGGGGCGCUACAUCAACACUAAGCUUGUUAGACUUGCAGAAACAGGUGUCCCUGUUAAAGUCACAGCUGCAGGCGGAACAAGAACUGCGCUCACAAUAUAUACAUCGCUGCUCUCGGACCAAUGAUGACAUUAUGAACCUACGCAACGAUCUUACGGAAUCACUGGCCGCUGUGGCUAGUGAUCCCCGGCCAGAAAUCCUGGAGAGAGAAACCGUCCGACUGGAUGAUACCCUGAACCACAGUCUUGCCCUUCCCUCUGCCUGACUGGGCCCCUGUGUCUGUGGGAAAGAACUAGAUGUGUUAGUGUAACUGCGUUGCUGUACAGAGAAGGGCAGUUUGUUACUGCGCCACAGCGGUGUAUUGGUUACGGUUCCAGAGAGGCGCGUGGCACAGUGAUUGGUUUAUUUGGUGCAGUGAUAAAGGAGUAUUGUGUUACAGAGACAUGAUAUAGUGCAAAACAUCAGCAAUCUAGUUGCUAUAGUAACUGCCCCCUAUCUAUCUUAGUUACAUGUGUGAAUGCUGCGCAGGGGGCAGAGCUACAUGUGUGAAUGUUGUGCAGGGGCAGAGCUAUAUGUGUGAAUGUUGUGCAGGGGCAGAGCUACAUGUGUGAAUGCUGCGCGGGGGCAGAGCUCCAUGUGUGAAUGCUGUGCGGGGGCAGAGCUACAUGUGUGAAUGCUGCGCGGGGGCAGAGCUACAUGUGUGAAUGCUGUGCGGGGGCAGAGCUACAUGUGUGAAUGCUGUGCGGGGGCAGAGCUACAUGUGUGAAUGCUGCGCGGGGGCAGAGCUACAUGUGUGAAUGCUGUGCGGGGGCAGAGCUACAUGUGUGAAUGUUGUGCGGGGGCAGAGCUACAUGUGUGAAUGCUGUGCGGGGGCAGAGCUACAUGUGUGAAUGCUGCGCGGGGGCAGAGCUACAUGUGUGAAUGCUGCGCGGGGGCAGAGCUACAUGUGUGAAUGCUGCGCGGGGGCAGAGCUACAUGUGUGAAUGCUGUGCGGGGGCAGAGCUACAUGUGUGAAUGCUGCGCGGGCAGAGCUACAUGUGUGAAUGCUGGCGGGGGCAGAGCUCCAUGUGUGAAUGCUGUGCGGGGGCAGAGCUACAUGUGUGAAUGCUGCGCGGGGCAGAGCUCCAUGUGUGAAUGCUGUGCGGG
Molecule: messenger RNA, 9962 nt
Organism: Xenopus tropicalis (tropical clawed frog)
Lineage: Eukaryota; Metazoa; Chordata; Amphibia; Anura; Pipidae
Gene: cep250
Product: centrosomal protein 250
Exons: 18
Coding region: 121-9081 (2986 amino acids)
Source: RefSeq, a predicted model, not a curated record